AUGUGGGACCGGCUGCGGGGCAGUCGGGCGGCGGGCGGCGGCCGGAGCGCGGCCGCGAUGGCGCAACGCGACGAGAAGGUGCCGGCGGCGGCGGCGGGCGAGAGCGAGCCCGGGGCCGGGGCCGGGGCCGGGGCCGGGGCCGGGGCCGCGGCUGAGCGGGGACAGAGCGGGGCCGCCGCGCCCUUCCAGCCCCCCGAGGGCGGCUUCGGCUGGGUGGUGGUCUUCGCCGCCGCCUGGUGCAACGGCUCCAUCUUCGGCAUCCACAACUCCUUCGGGAUCCUCUACAUGAUGCUGCAGAGCGACCUGGGCGAGGGGGAGAAGGACCCGGCGCUAGAGUUUAAAACAGCAUGGGUCGGCUCCCUGGCCAUGGGAAUGAUUUUUUUCUGCUCUCCCAUCGUCAGCAUCUUCACCGACCGGAUUGGCUGCAGGACCACAGCGGCCACGGGAGCUGCCAUCGCCUUCAUCGGGCUUCUCUCCAGCUCCUUCACCAAGUCUCUGGAAGUCCGUUACUUCACAUAUGGGAUCCUCUUUGGCUGUGGCAGCUCCUUCGCCUUCCAGCCCUCGCUGGUCAUCCUCGGUCACUACUUCAAGCGCCGCCUGGGUCUGGCCAACGGCAUCGUGGCCGGGGGCAGCUGCCUCAUCUCUGUGCCACUCCCCUUCUUCCUGAAGAUGGUUGGGGGUGCCAUCGGGCUGGCACACACUUUCCAAGUACUCAGUGCCUUAAUGCUCAUCCAGAUCUUCUUGUCCAUGACCUACCGGCCCAUCCUGCCACCUUCUUGUGACUCUCAGCACGACGGGCAGGACAAGCUGGGCAGCCGGAGCAUGAGGCAGCAGUGCUGGGCCCAGACCCGCAAGUAUUUCAACCUGAGGGUUUUCCGGAGAAAGACCUAUCGGAUUUGGGCCUUUGGGAUCGCUACUGCUGUCCUGGGAUACCUCGUACCUUACAUGAACCUGGUCAAAUAUGUGGAGAAGCGAUUUCAGGAAACCAAAAAGGACUGGAUCCUCCUGGUUUGCCUCGGGGCCAUGUCGGGGCUGGGGCGCUUGGUUUCGGGCCGCAUUGGCGACUGCAUUCCCGGGCUGAAGAAGAUUUACCUGCAGGUUGCGUCCUUCAUACUGUUGGGCCUCCUGUGCAUGAUGAUCCCCCAGUGCCGAGGCUUCGAGGGCGUCAUUGUCAUCUGCCUCUUCCUCGGCCUCUGCGACGGCUUCUUCACCACCAUCAUGGCCCCCAUCGCCUUCGAGCUGGUGGGGCCCAUGCAGGCGUCCCAGGCCAUAGGGUACCUCAUGGGGCUGAUGGCCGUGCCCAUGACCGCGGGCACGCCCAUAGCAGGAUACCUCAAUGAUUAUUUCGAGAAUUACGACGCAGCCUUUUACUUUGCCGGGGUGCCCCCCAUCAUCGGCGGCCUGGUGCUCUCCGUGGUGCCGCUGGUCCAUCAGAGGAUGCUGAAGAAGCAGCGCCUGGAUUCUGGCAAAGACAAGAUGCUGGUAUCGGAGGCGGUGGUGAACGGGGAGCUGCUGCCGGGCUGCCCAGCCUCCGAAGCACACAUGUGACGCCGCCGCCGGCUCUCCCCGGGACACCAGCAGCCUCUCCACAGUCCCAGCAAGGCCCUUCCCUAGACGGACCGUAAUUCCCAGUGAUUGCAGAUGCCCUAUGUUUGUAAAGGAGAAAACACAAAAAGUUCUUCUAGUUAAAGGCUUUUAACUAGCAGAAACGCUCUUUUUUUUGGGGGGGGGGACAGUUUUGAUUUCAAAGCCACCUGUUUCCCCCGCCCCCCCCCCCCCCAGCCAUUUUUCUAAGGAGAACUCUCACCAGGAUUCAAACUUGAUCGAGCUCCCGCUCCUCUCCCCAGUUUUCUAUACGUCACGACAGAGGUUUACAGCUAAUAAAUGCCUUUUCCAAGCAGGCCACGGAUGGAACUUGUUGAACUUUGCAGCUGUUCAUCCUUCUCCUUCUCCAGUGUCACUCGGGUGUCACAUCCAAGUGAGACAGCCCCCUCCCCGUCCAGCACCUGGGGCUGUUUUGGAGCCAGAGAUCCGAAGGAGGAAAUGCUGCUUUAGUCUGAUGCACAAACCAAAUAAAUGUCAGCGAGUCCCGCUUU
Molecule: messenger RNA, 2096 nt
Organism: Corvus hawaiiensis (hawaiian crow)
Lineage: Eukaryota; Metazoa; Chordata; Aves; Passeriformes; Corvidae
Gene: SLC16A2
Product: solute carrier family 16 member 2
Exons: 6
Coding region: 1-1548 (515 amino acids)
Biological process (GO): transmembrane transport
Molecular function (GO): thyroid hormone transmembrane transporter activity; monocarboxylic acid transmembrane transporter activity
Source: RefSeq, a predicted model, not a curated record